AUAAAUGUAUUGUUUUCUGAUAAUAUUUAUGAUGACGUACACACUUCCCCCCAGUACAUGACACUGAUAUUUGUUAAAACACAAAGGUAGGAUUUUUUUUAACGUUUAAAAGCUUUCGAUCGAUUACCAUUAUUACAUUAUAUUAUAUAUUGUGUAUUACAGAUCAGAUGAAUACAGCAUAUUCGAGGGUGAUUAAGAUGACGCCGUAUGAAUGUGUGUUUGGCAGAAAGCCGCCAAUGCCUGUUGUGCCGCAAGAGGUCGGGUGAUUUCGGAGAGUCGUGUCAUGCUAGGUCCGAGUACGGUGUCCUCGCUGGCACGUAUUCUGGAGAAAGAAUACAGAAAUUUCGUGGCAUACUGCCGAUACAAGUACAAGGUUUUCAACAUGAGAAAACCAUUUCUCUAAGAUCUGCUGCCCGCAAGUUUGCCAAGCAAAGGACUGAAGGCACUGUGUUAAUAACAGCACCAGAUGCACCGGUGACUGCUGGCAACAUUUCAUUGGCUCUGAGACCGUUCGUGCAGUCGGUUUUGGAAACGGCGAACACGCCAUCCGGUGGCGAAGCUAGUGCUACAUAGGUACAGCUGGGAAAUACGAUUCUAGGACAACUACCCCCUGGACAAUUACCCACCAGGACAAUUACCC
Messenger RNA from Priapulus caudatus, 640 nucleotides. RefSeq lists its product as uncharacterized. Bases 208 to 573 code for a protein of 121 amino acids. The record is from RefSeq and is a predicted model, not a curated record. The transcript is spliced from 4 exons. NCBI's taxonomy places the organism in Eukaryota, Metazoa, Priapulida, Priapulimorpha, Priapulimorphida, Priapulidae.